Molecule: messenger RNA, 1584 nt
Organism: Aureobasidium melanogenum CBS 110374
Lineage: Eukaryota; Fungi; Ascomycota; Dothideomycetes; Dothideales; Saccotheciaceae
Exons: 1
Cellular component (GO): nucleus
Source: RefSeq, a predicted model, not a curated record
UCAAUUGCGCCUUCAAUAUACACACUACCUCCUCUGCAGGCUCCAGGCCCAGUCGACGAUGACGUAGACCGCCUGCAACCUUUAUUAGAAGACGAUCCAGCCAAUUUCGAUCUCGUAGCUGCACCACCAGAAGAAGUGAACCAGACAUAUCGAUUGGACGAACAUGCCGAACAACUCCUUUCGCGACAACAUCUGGAAGCAAUCUUCGCAGACCGCAAGACCUUGCUGAAGUUCACCGGCUUUCUCAACAGCCACCGUCCCUCAAGCAUACCAAUUCUUGUCUUCUAUAUGGAUGCUCUGAAAGCCCUGCGUGCCAUCAAAUAUGCGAAUGCUGUGUCAAGUGCAUUACAUCCUAUUUCCGGCCUCGAUUUCACUUCCACACCGCCUCAGACUACUCAAAAUCAAGAGCUGCAGAACAAGGCUGACCAGGCUUUCGACCUCUUGGUUCGAGAUGAUUUACCAGCCUAUAUCACAUGGACAUGGAUCUCAAUCGUGAGCACGAGCAUCCAGAGAAGAAUCACCGGAACAUUGGCACCGCACUUGAGAGAAGCUUCAGAAGGGUUGGCCGAAGUCUUCUGCUUGACGGAUCCGUCCAGGAAGGACAACCCCAUUGUGUUUGCCUCGGAAGAGUUUGCCCGUACGACCCAAUAUGGUAUGGGUUAUUCGAUCGGCCGCAAUUGCCGCUUUCUUCAAGGACCGAGGACGAAUCCGCACUCGAUACGUCGUCUGGCCGAAGCGUGUACAGUGCCCAGAGAACAUAGCGAGAUCUUUGUCAACUAUCGCCGCGACGGCAGCCCCUUCAUCAAUCUGCUCAUGAUAGCGCCACUUUAUGACUCCAAAGGUACAUUGAGAUACUUCAUUGGAGCUCAAGUCGACGUAUCUGGGUUGCUGAAGGAGAUGACUGGUAUGGAAGCUCUCAAGAAGAUGACGAACCGUGAUGAAGACGAAGAUGGUCAAGAGCAUCUAAACAACGAAUUUGAGAAUCUGAGCGAGAUGUUCAGUACCACCGAACUGGACACUGUCAGGCAAUGUGGAGGUCGCAUGCACCGCGAGCAAAUCGACGACGAGCGAGAUAACGGCGUGCAACCCAGGCCCCGGCUCCUGAUAACUGACCAGUCCGACGAGAACAUGAACCAAUCGACGCAGCCGCCCAACAAUCCAGCUUCUGGUCCCAACGGAGUGCAGCGCAUGCCUGAGAACGGCAGGCUGGCAGGUGUAUAUGAGCACUACCUGCUUGUUCGACCGGCACCAUCUUUGCGCAUCCUCUUCACCUCACCGUCACUUCGUGUACCAGGAAUCUUGCAAAGUCCUUUCCUCUCUCGUAUUGGGGGUUCACCUCGUGUACGCACAGAACUCGCCCAAGCAUUUGCUGAAGGCCGCGGGGUGACGGCAAAGAUUCGCUGGUUGACACGCAUAGAAGAAGAUGGAGAGGACGAAGGUCGCAGCCGAUGGAUACACUGUACGCCGUUGAUCGGCCAUGGCGGCGCAGUCGGCGUGUGGAUGGUAGUUCUUGUCGACGAGGAAGGUAGCCGAAGCAAACGACGAUUCAGGCCCGCACCACCCGUUAGCCAGGUCAUUGGAGGC